AUGCAAGAGAUGUGCCGCAACAACCUUGUGCUCGUCUGCACCUUCAAAUCUGUGAGUUGCCCGGUUUGUCCACAGAAGCUGCAAAAGCUCUUCAUGGAGCCGCUGCGAAGCCUUUGCCGCGAAGCCAUGGUCAAAUGGAUUGUGCUCAGUCCGGGGCCCCCUGCAGCGCUCAAGGCGCUGAGAGAUCAGCUCCAUCUCAAGGAAGACGUACCUUUCGUUUGUGAUGAAGACUUGCAAAUCGCAGCAUCUGUGAAUGCAACUCCGAACAUCGGGCAAAUACUGCCUUGCUUCUUCGAGAUUAAGGCAGACCUGUCGGUUGGCUGGAGCCACAUUGACCGAGGCAGCGUCUUCGGCGACACGAAGGUUCAGGAGUUCUUGACUUGCAGGCUGAACGAGGCUUGGGAACUCGCUGAAGCGGCCUACUGCCAGCUCGAGAUCGCUAUCCAAAGAGUGCGAAGCUCACCCGAAGAGCUACAGCUUGGCAGCCAAGGCCACGUUCCAUCGCCGGUCAUCCGCGACAUGUUCCAAUUCUUGGAGCAUUGGGAAGGCAAGCACCUGGCAGGCAGCAACCGAGAGCUCCACAGGACCUUCAGCUCCUUCGGGAUGCAGAAGGCAGAAGACUGCUUGGAGGAGGCCAAGUUCUUCCGCGGAAGGAGCAUGCUUGAGCAGAAUGCUGAGCUUCAAGAGGGCCGUGGGCGCUUGCUCCAACGAGUGCUGAUCACUGGCGGUACCUGGCAAAGAUGUCCUGGUUCGAUCAGACAGGCUUGCCAAGAUGGAAGCUACAUGGUGCUAGUCUACUCGUCUAUGGGACUUCAAAACUUAGAGGCCUCCAACCUUGAGGCUAUUCCUUGGUGCAGCAUGUCCAUCCCACGCUUGGAGGAAGUGCGUGCAUCCAUGCUGCAUCAUAUUGAUCUUCUCGGCCAGCCCAUCAAGCGGUCAUCCCUUUUGCCCGCAGACGAGCCUACGCCAGCGAUUAUGCGCAAGUCUACCUUGCGCCGUAUCGGGUUUGCGGUUUUGAGUGGCAUUGCCAUCUGUUUCGUGUUUGCCGCGAUUGCAGACGAGUUUUUCGACAAACGAGGUCAACCCGUGCCACAGAACGCGGCAAACAGCGCGCGGGAGAUUGCCACGACAUCCAUCAAGAACAAGCCGCUCUCGGCGGCAAUCUUGGUCACAUGUAUGGAGAAGGUCAGGGAGCUCGCCGCAAGAGAGAUUGCCAACACAUUGCGGAGUCUCGGGACUGCCGCGGAGGCGCACCGAAAUGUGCCGAUGUGGUCUCGUGGACCUGCCGCUUUGCACGGCGCUUUCCAGGGCAGCGUUGUGCAUGGCGCUGCACGGCGCAUCAGCCUGACCCACAAGGCUCCACUGGCAGCUAGCGUGACCCGACCUCUGGAGCAGCUCGGAUCUCCCUUGGAUGCAGCUGCCCGCAGAGCCGCGUGGAAGGAGGCUGUGAGCUUGCUCGUGUCGGCCGUGCUUGCGCGACAGCAGCCACUCUGCAGCCGGAAAAGUGUUGGAAAGCUGUUGGGUGCGUGCGCUGCUCAUUGGCCCCUAUCACUCUCGCUCCUGACGCUGGCCGGUCGCAGCAGGUUAACUCUCGAUCUGCGAGCCUUCUGCGCCGUCGCGGCUGCGGCUACGGCCAGCAGGGCGUGGCGCCGGGCUCUGGAGCAACUCAAGGAGGCCUUUUGCCUUUUCGAACCCGACGAUGUAUCGGCCGGCUUGGCUGCGGCAGCUGGAGCGCACGGACCGUGGCAACUGGCCUUCGCGAUUCUCGCCGAUGCACGCAGGCGGCAUCUUCUGAACUUCGCGAGCUAUGGCUCGGUGAUAGGUGGACUUGCGCAAUCCUCGAGCUGGAGGCGUGUCCUCGUCAUUUUGGAUGAGAUGCGCAAGAACGGCCUGUCGCCGAAUGUUGCCACGUACAGUGCUGCUUUGAAGGCGCUUCAAAGCGCUGCCCAAUGGAGAUGCGCUUUGCAGCUCUUCCGGGCAUCGCGAUCAGAGGUCAUUCCAGAUGCAAUUCUCUGGACCUCCGCCAUCAGUGCGGUGCAAGAAGGAGGCAACCACUGGGCUCUGGCCUCAUGGAUACUGGGUGAAGCUCAUGGCGGCCGCCUCCAGGUUAACAUGCACAUGUGCAGCGCUGCCAUGAGCGCAAUGGAGAAAAGCUCUGAAUGGCAGCAUGCGCUGCUCCUGUUCGCAACGUGCAGCUCGCAAAUGCGGCCGGAUGCCGUAGCCUGCAACGCCGCGCUGUCAACCUGUGGUCAGGGCAGUCGUUGGGAAAUCGCUUGUCACCUCCUUGAAACCUUCACGGCCGGGCACUUCGGCCUGAAUGCCGCUGCCCAGGCUUUUGCCAAGGCAUUCAGCUGGAGAAGGUGUCUACUUCUGAUGGCGGAUCUCACUCAGCGAAGCGGAGUUCGUGAAGCGGCUGCUUCUGCGGCACAGGAGGUCCACCUGCAGCUCCCGGUACUGCCGCCUGCUCCGGGCAAGCGGCGGGCUCUGCAGGCAGCUUUACGCCAGAGCUUGGGCGCGCGGCCGUUGGACAAGGCCCUGCCCUGGGCCUCUGGGUUCUGGGUCUCUGGCCCGGACCAUCCCAACCAGGCCUUCCGACAUGCUCUUGGAAGGCAGAUUCUCUGA
Molecule: messenger RNA, 2622 nt
Organism: Symbiodinium necroappetens
Lineage: Eukaryota; Dinophyceae; Suessiales; Symbiodiniaceae
Source: the annotation of a GenBank genome assembly